Molecule: messenger RNA, 243 nt
Organism: Phaedon cochleariae (mustard beetle)
Lineage: Eukaryota; Metazoa; Arthropoda; Insecta; Coleoptera; Chrysomelidae
Source: the annotation of a GenBank genome assembly
AUGGACGAGGCAGAAGAGAUCAUCAAAAAAUGGCUGACCACCGAAAGGGCGCCCGAUUUGGAAUUCGGCGGCAUUUACAAAGCGACCAUCGUCGAACUGAGAGACAUCGGUGUUAUGGUGGCUCAUCCUUCAGCCCUAGGGCUGGAAAUCGGCCAAGAAUUACAAGUGAAAUAUUUCGGGAGGGAUCCAGUUUCAGGACUGAUGAGGCUUUCCAGGAAAGUUCUGCAAGCUAAUGUGCGAUAG